This is a messenger RNA of Porites evermanni, 328 nucleotides long. The record is from the annotation of a GenBank genome assembly. NCBI's taxonomy places the organism in Eukaryota, Metazoa, Cnidaria, Anthozoa, Scleractinia, Poritidae.
UUUGGAAAUAGCGUGGGAAAGAACAAAUUCAGAGGGAAAUCGCUUCCCACCUAUGUCUACCCUCCAAGUCUGAAAGCUGCAGUGAGAGAAGCCAUAGGUGGGGAGCUCGGCGACUACCCAGAUCCCCAAGGAUCAGCGGUAAGUUACAGUCCUUUGUUUAUGAUCUAGUACGGUUACAAGUCUUUUGAACGUUUGUGUGUGAUAAGAUGAGCACUUUUCUGUGAUUGAAAUUAAUAGAAACGACGUUCUUUUUUUUUUUAACCAGGUGUAUCAUGUCACGUUGAGAGAUCUGCAAGAGGCAAAAUGGCCAGGAGCCAAACCAAAGUAA